Messenger RNA from Paramecium sonneborni, 477 nucleotides. NCBI's taxonomy places the organism in Eukaryota, Ciliophora, Oligohymenophorea, Peniculida, Parameciidae. The record is from the annotation of a GenBank genome assembly.
AUUUAAAUUAUUUUUCAUUAUGGCAGAGGUUGAAUAAUUAUCAGAAGAGCUUACUACUUUAAAAAGAGUUGUCUAAACUUCCUUACAUAGAGGAUAAUUAUCAAAGGGUGUACAUGAAGUUUGCAAAGCUAUUGAAAGCAAAUAAGUUGACUUUUAAUAAUAUUGCAAUAGGCUAAGUUUGUUGUGAUGGCUGAUGAUUGCACUGAAGAGACCUAUAAAAAAUUAGUUGUUGCUUUAGCUAAGCAAUUCCAAAUUCCUGUUUGGAGAGUUGAGAAAGGUGCUUUAUUAGGUGAAUGGAUUGGAAUUUCAAAGUUUUUAACUAAAACAAAGAAAAUUAAAUCAAGAAAGUGCUCAUCUUUAGCAGUUAAAGAUUUCGCAAUUGAAGUUAGUGAAGCUGAAAAGGAAUUCAUAGAAGGAAAAAUUAAAGGAUUGUGAGAGUAUUUUAUCUGUACAACAUAUAAAACAAAGUAUAUUAAU